AUGUCGCUCUUCGGCGACGAAGAUUACCAACCCGCAUCACGACAGAGUAACGCGAACAACAAAUCCUCUCUCUUCGACGACGGUCCGGGCACGCCGUCGAAACCCACCUCUUCCUCUAUCUUCGCGGAUAGCGGCGCGGAGGAUCAAAACCAGGACGAGUCGCCUUGGGGAUUCACGCCCUCGAAGAAGAAGAAUACUGGCAGCAGCUUGGUCAAGAAUCUUCUCUCCGACAGCGACGUGCCCGAAUCGUACAUUGACGCCUUCGACGCGCUGCAGCAGGGCGGGUCCGUCAGCCGGCAAGAGUGCGAGGAUCUGGUGCGGGACUGUGGGAUCGAUUCGCAAGAUCGCCAGAAGAUAUUCAGCGUUGUAGGAGCUGGGGACAAGUUCGGAAGAGGGGAGUUCAACGUGUUGGUUGCCUUGAUCGGACUCGCGAAGGAAGGCGAAGAGCUUGGGUUGGACGCUGUGGAUGAGAGGAGGAGUAGAUUGCCCAAGCCGGAUCUACCUGUGCAGGUGAAGCAGACAUCUCAGCCUCAGCCUCCGCAACCGCAACCGCAGCAGCAGAUGGCGGGCGCACCGCAGAGCCAGGACAAUGGCGCGGUGAGGAAGCCGAGUUUCGGCGCUGGCUUUGGGGAGAGUGAUCCUUGGGCAAGUCCGCAGAUGCACAAGGGACAUGGACAUUUGAAUGGUAUUGGAGCUGGUCAGAGGACGACAAGCACGUUUACUACAAAUGCUUCGGAGCCAGCGGAGACUGGGACAGGUGGUUACAGCAAUGGACGAGCACCCCACAGCAGUGCUGGCAGCACGGGUAGCUGGGGCGGUUCGACUUCAUACACGGCAGCCAAUACUCCAGGAUUUGGCGGUGCUGGAGCAGGAGGUGAGGGUGAUGGGUUUGGAGAUGAAGGCGCUGCUUCAGGAACCGUUCGACGCCCGGCACAACCUCGACCAACGCUGAGCAAGGGCGCAGAGGAGCUUGUGACUGUGAAUUUGCUCGAAGAAAAGGAAGGCAUGUUCAUGUUCCAGCACCGGAACUACGAAGUUGCCUCGAUACGUCGCAACAGCAAGGUCAUCCGAAGGUACAGCGAUUUCGUCUGGCUGCUGGAUUGUCUGCAUAAACGGUACCCUUUCCGCCAGCUGCCUCUUUUACCGCCGAAACGAGUGGCGAUCAACGGCAACCACAUCGCUGCGGAUGCUACAUUCAUCGAGAAGAGGCGGAGAGGGCUGGCGAGGUUUGCUAACGCGCUUGUUCGUCACCCCGUGCUGAGAGAGGAGCAGCUGGUGGUCAUGUUCCUGACGGUGCCUACGGAGCUCGCUGUUUGGCGAAAGCAGGCCACGAUCAGUGUUCAAGAAGAAUUUGUUGGACGUGCUCUUCCUCCGACGCUGGAAGACAGCCUUCCACAGAACCUGCAGGAUACAUUUGAUACUGUUCGAUCUGGAGUUCGAAGAAGCGCUGACUUGUACAUCAACCUGUGCAACCUGGUUGAACGUGUCUGCAAGCGCAAAGAAGGCAUCGCAGCAGAAUAUGGACGUCUAAACCUCAACCUGAACACCCUUACUGAAACCAGCGCGGAUACUUACGCCAUUGAUACUAACGACGUACCUCUACUCAACGAGGGCAUCGUAAGCACCGCCAAGCACAUCGGAACUUCGCAGUCCUUACUGGAAGACGAGGCUCGAGCGUGGGAUGAGGGCGUCCUGGAGGAUCUUAAGACGAUGCGAGACUCUCUAGUCAGCAUGCGGGACAUGUUUGAUCGCCGGGACCGAUACGCGAAGGACAACAUCCCUACAUUGGAAAAGAGGAUCCAGGCGAACGAGCAGAAGCUGCAGACGAUCCGAGCCAAGGGUGAUGCUGCGAAGCCUGGGGAGGCGGAGAAGGUUGGCAAUGCAAUUACUGCGGACAAACAAAGCAUCGUGAAUCAGCACGCACGCGGCGUCUUUAUCAAGGAGUGCAUCCGUGACGAGCUUCUGCACUUCCAACAUACGCAAUACCGCGUUUCUCGACUGCACCAGGACUGGGCGCAGGAGCGUGUGAAGUACGCUGAGCUUCAAGCGGACAACUUCCGGGGAUUGGUUGAUGCUGUUGAAGGCAUGCCGCAAGGUGAGAACCCACCUACGAACCUUGGGUGA
Molecule: messenger RNA, 2124 nt
Organism: Zasmidium cellare ATCC 36951
Lineage: Eukaryota; Fungi; Ascomycota; Dothideomycetes; Mycosphaerellales; Mycosphaerellaceae
Exons: 3
Coding region: 1-2124 (707 amino acids)
Biological process (GO): protein targeting to vacuole; retrograde transport, endosome to Golgi
Cellular component (GO): endosome
Molecular function (GO): phosphatidylinositol-3-phosphate binding
Source: RefSeq, a predicted model, not a curated record